GCGUUUGCGUUUCGUUUUGCGAUCGAGCGACGUGACGACGGGUGAAAAGGUUGGAAAACGGCGAAAAAGUCGGCUCUUCCUAUCAUAGCACUGAUCAGCUGUGUCUGUUGGGUCCUGUGGCGACUGUCGUGAGUAGUCGCGAGGUCUGACGUUCUGGCUUUGCUACUUAAUUUCUUAUGUCGCGGAUCGCGUGCUGGUUUCCUCGAAAUUCGUCAGCACCCAGUGACUCAAUUUCGCGGAUCGUCCCAGAUCCCGCGAGAGGUUCAUGAAAGGCUUGGCCUCGUGUGAGAGGAACCGAGCGCGUAACUUGUCGUUCCUCCGGGAGUCAAGGGACAAGGUGCGCGAGGUGAAAAACGUGAACAGGUGACAUGUCAGAUUUCACAAAAUCUCGAAUCGUCGUGCACUAGUGUUUUGCACUAGUCCUAUUCAGAGAAUAGGAAACUCAGCAAUUCAAAUAAGAGCAUUCCAUCGUUUGCGUGAGUCUAGUUUCUACCCAGGCAAACGAUCUUCCCAAAAAUCAUCCAAGCUGGAUAGGCUACCCGAGUACCUCCGCGAUACCGUGGACUGGUUUAUGGGGUCGAUUCCUUCACCUUGAAGCGUUCCAAAAGUGAAAACCUUCUUGAGUCAGCAGCAACUGCGCGGGAGUGUAAAUUGGUUUUCCAAAUCUACCUACUCCUCUGAGGGCUGGUGAAUUGUGGCGACAAUUCUUCAAAUUCGAUGAUAAAAAAAGUGCUGUUCGGCCAGUGUUGGUGAGAGGAUCAUGUCGCUACAAGGAAGCGUUUGAUAAGACCACGGCGAACAUAACGAACGCGAUUUCCGGGAUGCUGCGGUCCCCGGCUCGGGGGACCGUAGCUCUCCUGGAUUCUUCUUCUACGUCUUCGACACCGGCGACACCCAUUCAUAACUCAACGUCCAGCUCCUCCAGCACCGCCUGUCGUCUCUCACUACUCGACUCCUGCCACAGGAAGAUCCGCUUCUUCGGAGAACUGGUUGCAAAAGCCCGACGGAAGGAAAAGGAUGCGGGAACUACAGAAGAUCCAAAAUUAUAUCUGGAAGAAGCGGUCCUCGAAAGACAACUUCCGGAACUCGACUUAAGAGUGCUGGUAGACCUUCCACCAGGACUAGAUUAUAAUGAAUGGCUAGCGUCCCACACACUAUCACUUUUUGACCACAUCAACCUUAUUUAUGGCACCAUAUCUGAAUUUUGCACCAUGACUGGAUGUCCUGAUAUGACAGGUCCCGGAUUAAGAACAUAUUUAUGGUUUGACGAGAAAGGAAAGAAGACAAGAGUGGCGGCGCCACAAUACAUUGACUAUGUGAUGACUUUUACCCAACGCACGGUCAGCGAUGAAACGAUAUUUCCUACAAAGUACGCAAACGAAUUUCCCAGCUCAUUUGAGUCUAUAGUACGUAAGAUCCUGCGGUUACUUUACCACGUGGUGGCACAUAUUUACCACUGUCACUUUAGAGAGGUGGCGUUGCUGGGGUUACAUGUUCACCUCAACUGCGUUUUCGCUCACCUCACACUCCUCAAUCAACGCUUUAACCUCAUCGAUCCCAAGGAGACAGAAAUCCUCGGUGACUUGGAAGCUGCCCUCUUGGGUAAGUCCUCAGUCUCACCUGGACGAAGGAAAAAAAGUACGUUUUACUUUUCUUUUUUAAUUAAAAGACGAGUCUCUGUAGGAGCUAUGAUUUUUGGUGUGAUUUCAUUGGCUGUGCCGAUGGACGUGAUGCUAUUCUUUUAUGCGGAGAUUUCAAUUCCAAUUCCCAUGUGUUGGGUUCUGUGUGGGAAAAUGCAGGUGGCAGAGAGCUGUGCCGUGCUGUCUGAUCGGGAUUUGAUUCCACUAAACGACUCUUGUCCAACAUUUCUCCCCUUGCCUGGUAGAUCUGCUGCGACUUUAGACUUGAUCUUUGUCCAGGGAGGGUGUACUGGAGGCGAGGCAGGUUGA
Belonocnema kinseyi is the source of this 1949-nucleotide messenger RNA. It is a transcript of the gene Mob2, whose product is annotated as MOB kinase activator-like 2. NCBI's taxonomy places the organism in Eukaryota, Metazoa, Arthropoda, Insecta, Hymenoptera, Cynipidae. Gene Ontology annotation, molecular function: protein kinase activator activity. Gene Ontology annotation, cellular component: cytoplasm; nucleus. The transcript has 6 exons. The record is from RefSeq and is a predicted model, not a curated record. Gene Ontology annotation, biological process: positive regulation of protein phosphorylation; signal transduction. Bases 822 to 1949 code for a protein of 375 amino acids.